CCUCUCUGCGUUUUCUCCAAGUCCAUUGAAUUUUUAAUUCUACAAAACUGUGCUUUUCUUUUCCUUUUUUCCAGAAUUUUAUUAAAACUACUGCAAAAAAAAAUUCUUGGAAUGGAAAUCCCAUUGCCUUUGGAUAAACUAUCUCUACCAUCAGAAAACAAUCAAAGUGAGGACAAAAUAUAUGUAGUCUUAGUAGCUACUGGAAGCUUCAAUCCUCCUACUUUGAUGCACUUACGCAUGUUUGAACUGGCUCGAGAUACGUUGAAUUCAAAUGGGUUUUGUGUUAUAGGAGGCUAUAUGUCUCCUGUAAAUGAUGCUUACAAGAAAAGGGGCCUUGUAGCUUCUGAACAUCGUAUCGAGAUGUGUAACCUAGCCUGCAAAAGUUCCGACUUUAUCAUGGUCGAUCCUUGGGAGGCAAAACAAAGCUCUUUUCAGCGGUCUCUAACCGUCCUGAAUCGAGUCAAGAGUUUCUUGGCGGAGGGUGGAUUGAUACGUAAGGAAUCCCUUAAAGUCAUGCUUGUUUGUGGUUCUGAUUUACUUCAAUCUUUCAGCAUUCCCGGCUUUUGGAUCCCUGAGCAGGUUAGAGCUAUAUGCAAAGAUUACGGCGUGGUUUGCAUUCGUAGAGAAGGACAAGAUUUGGAAAAAAUCAUCAGUGGUGAUGAGAUUUUGAAUGAAAACCGGGAUAACAUUAAAAUAGUCGAUGAACUUGUCCCGAACCAAAUCAGUUCAACUAGAUUGAGGGAAUGCAUUUCAAGAGGAUUGUCUAUAAAAUAUUUGACCAUAGAUGAAGUGAUCGAUUAUAUCGGAAAACAGCAUCUCUACCUGAAAUCAGAUGAGAAAUGAUUACCGACUAACAGAUCGGGUUAGUAAUCGUUAAUUCUUAUAUGUAAAAGAUCAUUGUUGAUCGAAAGAAACAUUUCUUUCACUUGCUAGUGUUUUGUUUUCAUAGAUAUAGGUGCAACAAUUCCAGUUUCUUAUCUAUAUCUGAGCUAUGGAUUGAACUUGAUCA
Messenger RNA from Hibiscus syriacus, 1009 nucleotides. Its product is annotated as nicotinamide/nicotinic acid mononucleotide adenylyltransferase-like. Gene Ontology annotation, biological process: NAD+ biosynthetic process. Lineage: Eukaryota; Viridiplantae; Streptophyta; Magnoliopsida; Malvales; Malvaceae. Gene Ontology annotation, molecular function: nicotinamide-nucleotide adenylyltransferase activity; nicotinate-nucleotide adenylyltransferase activity. The coding region runs from base 112 to 843 and encodes 243 amino acids. The transcript is spliced from 9 exons. The record is from RefSeq and is a predicted model, not a curated record.